Molecule: messenger RNA, 2259 nt
Organism: Equus quagga
Lineage: Eukaryota; Metazoa; Chordata; Mammalia; Perissodactyla; Equidae
Gene: ITFG2
Product: integrin alpha FG-GAP repeat containing 2
Exons: 12
Coding region: 121-1461 (446 amino acids)
Biological process (GO): regulation of TOR signaling
Cellular component (GO): KICSTOR complex
Molecular function (GO): protein binding
Source: RefSeq, a predicted model, not a curated record
UUGGAGGCUCGGGAGGUGACGUAGCUUCCCGCUUUGAGUUGCCUUCCGCUCGGCAGCUGUCGGGAGGGGCUCGAGGGACAUUUAGUGGGGCUCCCCGGCGCCUAAGCCCUGGAAAGCGCGAUGAGGUCGGUGAGCUACGUGCAGCGCGUGGCGCUGGAGUUUAGCGGGAGCCUCUUCCCGCACGCGAUCUGCCUCGGAGACGUGGAUAAUGACACGUUAAAUGAACUCGUGGUGGGAGACACAAGUGGAAAGCUGUCCGUGUAUAAGAAUGAUGACAGCCGGCCAUGGCUCACCUGUUCCUGCCAGGGAAUGCUGACCUGUGUUGGGGUCGGAGACGUAUGUAAUAAAGGAAAGAACCUCGUGGUGGCGGUGAGUGCUGAAGGCUGGUUUCAUUUGUGUGACCUGACGCCUGCCAAGGCCCUGGAUGCUUCUGGGCACCACGAAACCCUAAUGGGAGAAGAGCAACGGCCCGUCUUCAAGCAGCACAUCCCUGCCAACACCAAGGUCAUGCUGAUCAGCGACAUAGAUGGAGAUGGGUGUUGUGAACUGGUAGUAGGUUACACAGACCGUGUGGUGCGGGCUUUCCGCUGGGAAGAUCUGGGUGAGGGCACAGAACAUCUGACAGGGCAGCUGGUGUCACUCAAGAAAUGGAUGCUGGAGGGUCAGGUUGACAGCCUCUCGGUGACUCCAGGGCCCCAGGGUGUUCCUGAACUGAUGGUGUCUCAGCCGGGCUGUGCUUAUGCGAUUCUACUAUGUACCUGGAACAAAGACACUGGGCGCCCCCCGACCCCUGAGGAGGCCACGGAGGGCAGUAGGGAGACCCCGGCCGCCCGAGAUGUCGUGCUGCACCAGACGUCCGGUCGCAUCCAUAACAAGAAUGUCUCCACUCACCUCAUUGGCAACAUCAAACGUGGUGAAGGCCACGACCCUGAGAGUGGUGGCUCUGGCCUCUUUGCCCUCUGCACCCUGGAUGGGACACUGAAGCUUAUGGAGGAAGCAGAUAAGCUGCUGUGGUCAGUGCAGGUGGAUCACCAGCUUUUUGCCCUAGAGAAAUUGGAUGUCACAGGCAAUGGGCAUGAGGAGGUGGUUGCCUGUGCCUGGGAUGGACAGACAUACAUCAUUGAUCACAAGCGCACUGUCGUCCGCUUCCAAGUGGACGAGAAUAUCCGAGCCUUCUGUGCAGGCCUGUAUGCCUGCAAAGAGGGCCGCAACAGCCCCUGCCUCGUGUACGUGACGUUCAACCAGAAGAUCUAUGUGUACUGGGAGGUGCAGCUGGAGCGGAUGGAGUCCACCAAUCUGCUCAAGCUGCUGGAGGCUGAGCCAGAGUUCCGGUGCCUGCUGCAGGAGCUGGGCGUGGAUCCUGACAACCUCCCAGCCGCCAGUGCCCUGCUUCAUCAAACCCUCUACCAUCCGGACCAGUCACCACAGUGUGCUCCCGCAACCCUCCAGGAUCCCACCUAGCUAGACUUGCCCUCUUAGCUGAAGAAGGAUCCUUCUGAACCUCCCCCCCUAAGGUAUCCAUGGCAUUGGCAGGAUAGGGAAUACACACUACAGACGAGCAUGGACAGAUGGUGUCAACCGUAGGGUGACUGUGAACUCUAGACUUCAUGGUCUUUUUGGUGAAAGAAGAGACAAGUUGACCCUCUGCCCAUUUUCUUGUGUACCUCACCCAUCAUAUCGGCAGGGUUGUAGGACCCUGACCUUAUUCCACAUCAUCUGGGACUUCCCCUUCCCAAGAGCUCCCCACUCUUGUGUGGAAAACAGACUUGUUUGUGAGGAGGGAGCACAAAUCUUUUGCACGGCCUCAACACUUGCAGGGAAACCAGGCUUUGGGGCCAGUGGAGUGAUGAGGUAAGGGCUUCACCCCUCCCAAGCUCCGUCUGCUGUGGCACAAUGCCAAGUCGUUGACAUUAGUAAUUGUUACGGGAAUGACAGACUAUUUGUUUUGUUUUUGAAGGGUCUUUCAGGGCGUUUUACAGUCUGGUCUUACUGUGUUCCCAGCAAACCCUGAAAUGAUUUUCCUCUAUUUACCAAAGAAACUGGGCCAGCACUUUCUCCUUUGCCAUGUUCUUCAAGUAUUCCACAGCUUCAUAGGCUUUGCCUCUGUUUCCCCCCAAAAUGCCUUCUUGUCUAUAAGACAGUAGACGUUUAAAAUCUGAUGCAGAUUUAUGAUCCAGACCACAAUCAGAAUUGUAUGUUGGGCCAUUUAUUUCCUUUGUGCUGUUGGUUGUGUGUGUUAUAAAUCAGUGUUUUCAAAUU